CAGGGACACGCUCGCGGAUUGCGGAGCGGGCGGCGCCGGCUGAGGAGGUCGGAGGUCUUUCCCCCUCCCCGGGAUGUGGAAGCUGAUGUCAGCGGCAGGGCCCGCGCCCGCCCCAGCAGAGCCAUAUCGACUUUUGGUUGGUACUGAGUAUGUUGUUGGACGCAAGAACUGCGCAAUUUUAAUUCAGGAUGAUCAGUCAAUCAGUCGAAGUCAUGCAGUUCUGACAGUCACCCACCCUGAAACUAACCUUAGUCAAGCUCUCUCAGUCCCUGAAUUGAUAAUACAAGACACCUCGAAGUAUGGUACCUUUGUUAAUGGAGAAAAAGUUUUGAAUGGUACUUCCAGAACUCUGAAGUCUGGUGAUAGAGUCAAUUUUGGAGUCUUUGAAAGCAAGUUCAGAGUAGAAUAUGAACCUUUGAUUGUCUGCUCCUCGUGUUUAGAAGUUUCUGGGAAAACUGCUUUAAAUCAAGCUAUUCUGCAGCUUGGAGGCCUUGUUGUGAAUGAUUGGUCAGAAGAAUGUACUCAUCUUGUCAUGAUAUCAGUGAAAGUUACUGUUAAGACUAUAUGUGCUUUGAUUUGCAAUCGACCAAUUAUAAAGCCAGAGUACUUUGUGGAAUGUAUCAGAGCCAUUCAAUCCAAGCAGCAGUUGCCAAAACUGGAAAGUUUUUAUCCUCCAGUUGAUGAGCCUGGUAUUGGCCCUGAAAAAUUGGAUCUGUCUAUGCGUCAUGAAAGAAAAAUUAUCUUCAGAGGCAAAACCUUUCUGUUCCUAAGUGCUAAACAGCAUAAGAAACUGAGUCCAGCAAUUAUUCUUGGAGGGGGAGAAGCAAAACUGUUGCCAGAGAGAAUAAAAGAAACUUCUUUACUGUUAGCUCCUGAAGUUUGUGUCAUUGAUGCAGGAUUAACUAACUCGCAGGUCCCAAUGUCUGACUCAGUGAGAAAUUGGAUUGAUUCCAUUAUCGCCGUGUUACAAAGCAAGAAUCUCAGAGCCAUUCCAGAAGCAGAAAUUGGAUUAGCAGUUAUCUUCAUGUCUAUGGAAAGAUAUUGCAACCCUCAAAACCAGCCUGGCAUAGCCAAACAGCUGGUUAGUCCAGGAUCAGCUAUUCUGCAUCCAACCCUUUCUCAGAGUUCGACUGUAGAUGAGACCAUAAUGCCUGUUACUACAAGUGAUAGAGCAUAUGUAGCUGACACAGAACCAGAAGAACCAUGUAUGGAGAUAAGCGGAGAGGAGACAGAGAAAACUCCCAAAAUGGAUCGAAGAGACAAAAUGUAUUCACAGAAUAUAACCAGUGUAAAGGAGACUCCCAGCACUAGUGGCAGUGUAAAUACAGGGACGGUAUUACCCAGGAUGCAUAGAACGCUUGUGGUUGACCAAAAAAGUCAACCCCUCUCACCCUCUAAAAUUUUAGGAGUUAAUAGAAAUAGAGAGAGAGCUUCACAGCAAGAGUCUAACUCCAUUAAACAUUAUUUCCAGGCAGCUCCAAAGAAAAGGGAAAGGAUUGAAGAGGGAGAAACAUCUGUACCUAAACUGGCAAAGAUGGAGGAAAAAUCAUCUCCUCUUUCCAGUCAAACCCAACCCACAACUUCCUUGAUGUGGAAAAGUAAAGUGGAACAGACUCAAAAGGAACAAUAUACCUUGGACCUGAAAACAAACCUUUCGCCUGUAGAUACAAGCCUAAAGCUUGCAAUAGAAAGUAGCAAAUCAGAGAAAGAUAAAACUGUUACUAAAAAUGUUUCCAGUGAAAAGCCUGCAUCAAAGAAGAGAAAAGAGUUAGGUGAUUUAGUUGAGGAUGCAGCUACACUAGAGCUUGUGUUUGGGAGCAAAGAGCUGGAUUGGGAAGCUGAAAUGGGGGAUUGUGGUGAGGAGCAUGGAACCAAUAUGCAGAAAAAAAGACGUUUGGAAACGAAGGGGGAAAGGAUUGAAGAAGAAAAUGUAAUUCAAGAAGAAGCCAAUAGGAUAUUGCAGGAAAAUGAACUUGGCGCUGUUCCAACUUCAAAGAAGAAAAUUGAGAUUAAGCAAGAAUCAUCAGUUUUGAACACUGACGGACUUCAAGAUGUCUCCAGCAAUCUGCCCAGCAGACUCUUGUUGACUGAAUUUAGAUCACUGGUUGUUAGCCAUCCAAGGCCAAAUAGUCUUGUUGCUGCACAAAUCAAUUAUAAGCAACUGAACAACUUUAAGAAAUUCAAAAAGGUACCUUAUCCUGGAGCAGGACAACUUCCACACAUUAUUGGAGGAUCAGAUCUGAUAGGUCACCAUGCCAAAAAGAAUUCACAGUUGGAAGAAUGGUUAAGGCAGGAAAUGGAGGAACAGAAUCGGCAUGCAAGAGAGGAAUCACUUGCUGAUGAUCUCUUUAGAUAUGAUCCUAAUGUGAAAAGGAGAAGAUAAAUUCUCUUGAAUUUACAAUGAACCUACAGCAAAAUCAUCUUGACACCAUGGUUGCUGCUUCCAGUGUACAAUAUGUAUAGGAGGUUUAAAUUCUCUUGUUAUAACAAUUGUUUUAAGUCCUGCUUUUAUUAAAGGAAAAC
Messenger RNA from Emys orbicularis (European pond turtle), 2523 nucleotides. RefSeq names its product nibrin (gene NBN). The record is from RefSeq and is a predicted model, not a curated record. Gene Ontology annotation, cellular component: Mre11 complex; nucleus. NCBI's taxonomy places the organism in Eukaryota, Metazoa, Chordata, Testudines, Emydidae. Bases 74 to 2383 code for a protein of 769 amino acids. Gene Ontology annotation, biological process: telomere maintenance; mitotic G2 DNA damage checkpoint signaling; double-strand break repair via homologous recombination. Gene Ontology annotation, molecular function: damaged DNA binding; protein binding. The transcript has 16 exons.